This is a messenger RNA of Lethenteron reissneri (Far Eastern brook lamprey), 8258 nucleotides long. Its product is annotated as interferon-induced very large GTPase 1-like. Gene Ontology annotation, molecular function: GTP binding. NCBI's taxonomy places the organism in Eukaryota, Metazoa, Chordata, Hyperoartia, Petromyzontiformes, Petromyzontidae. The record is from RefSeq and is a predicted model, not a curated record.
AUGUCAUCAAACUCAUUAGGAAUGGAACACUUCAUGAGGGAAAUCGGACAGUGUUAUGAAGCAACUAAAGCAAUUUCCAAGCAUAAAACAUCCAGUACCAUAAAACCACCUAAACCUGCCUGCCCCGAGGUACUGACACUCCCAUCUGUUGCUGCGGAGUUGUUCUUGGAGGGGUUUCCCUUGGAGCUGAUGGAUGGAGACGUUGGCUGUAUUCCCAUUGACUGGGUGACCGACGUGCUUAAGGCAGUGAGGACUAGGCUUGGCCGAGACCCCCGCGUGUUCGUCCUGACCGUGCUGGGGGUGCAGAGCACAGGCAAGUCCACGCUUCUCAACACCAUGUUUGGGCUGCAGUUCGCAGUGAGCAGUGGCCGCUGCACACGCGGCGCUUUCAUGCAGCUCGUCAGCGUUGACGAUGAGCUGAGACGAGAACUGGCGUGUGACUUCAUCCUGGUGAUUGACACAGAAGGGCUGAAAGCUCCUCAGCUGGCAACACUUCACGACAACCACGAGCACGACAAUGAGCUGGCCACGGUGUUCGUUGGUUUGAGCGAUGUCACGCUCAUUAACCUGGCAACGGAAAAUGCCGAAGACAUGAAGGACGUUCUGCAAAUCGUCGUCCACGCUUUUUUGAGAAUGAAAGCAGUGGGCAAGAAACCGAGUUGCCAGUUUGUGCAUCAGAAUUCGGGCGAUGUCGCUGCCUCCGACAAGAACAUCAUGGAGAACGAACACCUCAUCGAUCAAUUGAAUGCCAUGACGGUGGCAGCUGCAAGAAUGGAGCACAAGGAGUCCACUUACAGUAAAUUCACCGACGUCAUGGAGCACGACGUGAGUCGGGACAACUGGUACAUUCCCGGCCUCUGGCAUGGAACCCCUCCAAUGGCUGCAGUCAGUGCUGCGUACAGCGAUCAGGUUUUUCAACUCAAGCAGCACCUGAUAGACCAUUUUAAAAAGAGAGCAGAAACACAGGGAGCUUCAACGCUGUCAGAGUUCAGCGCUUGGAUCGGAAGCAUCUGGGAAGCAGUGACAAAGGAGCACUUCAUAUUCAGUUUCAGGAACAGCUUGGUUGCCGAUGCGUAUUACAAACUGUGUGUUCAAUAUACAGACUGGGAGUGGGAAUAUCGGAAGGAAAUUCUUUCUUGGACGCAGGAGAUGGAGAAUAGAAUAAUGAACGUGAAACACGAGAAGCUUCAGGAAAUUCUUCAACAGUUGGAGCUUGAAUUAGGGAAUGAGAUUUCAAAAGGAAAAGUCGCUAUACAGAACAAAUUAAAAAGCUACUUUGAAAACAAAAGCAAUGAUGUGCAUUUAGUUGAGAAAUACAAAGAGGACUUCAACAUCAGCGCCAAUCACCUAUGCAGCAAAUCACACGAUGAAACCCUGAACAUAUUCAAACAAUUAGUCUGCAGGAGACAGUCUCGACACUCCAUAGAUGAGCUUGAAUCAAAAAGAAAAAAGAUCAUUGGAUUGGAAGUUCAUUCCCUUCUUCAGCGUUGCAAGAACGAGGACAUACAAUUAAACGAACAACAGCUCAAGAAAGAGUUUGACAACAUGUGGACAGAGGUGGUUAAAUUCCUCCCAGAAAUUAAAUUGACCCGCCACAACGUUUACAGAGAUGUGCAGAAAGCGCUGAUUGACAGUAAAAUAGAAUAUCAGCUGCUUGUAAGUGAAGCAUUGCGGGAAACUUCACAGGACGACAAAUAUCGCGACAAAAUUGUAAACGAAUGUCGACAAGGGCCAGAAACACCUGUCAAAUCGGCUGGACGUAGAAAUAAACCAACCCAAGAGGAUGACUCAGGUGUGAACCAGUCGAAGGAACGUUCUCGCUCGAUAAUCACAAACAUGAGCCGGUAUAUUGAGGACAAAAUAAAACAUUACGAUUAUUGCUCCGCCUAUUGUGACGAACUUCUGCAACAAGUAAGGGUCGCAUUUAAAGAGGCUGAAAAUCUGAACAUUAUGAUCAGCAAAGACUUAGUAAUAGAUACCACUGUGAUUGUAUGUCACAUCGCCAUAAAAACAUGGCAAGAUAAACAUGACAUUAACAAUGAAGUCAAUGAUCCUAAAAAUAAAUUGAAGCAAGUUGAGGAGUCAUAUUUUGUUAUUUUCAAGGAACUCUAUCGUCAAGGGGAUGAAAAUAUGGAACAUGCAAAGACCUUUUGUAACGAGUGCUUGAAGCCGUCUCUACUUGAGGCUGUCGACAACAAAUUGGGGAUGGAUAUUGCGAAGAACGUGAAGAGCGAUAGCGGUAGCCCUACGUUUUUGAGCCGGAAAAACCUUCAACUGGCAAUGCUACUGCAUUUGUUGGAUGAAGACGACUUUGAAAAUUACGACAGAUACAUCACGAAUUAUGCAGGUUUUACAAAAGAAUGGAUAAAGGCCCAGGUCAUAAAGCACUGCCAGAGUAAGCAUGGAUCACAAUCUAAGAUGUACCAUCUCUCAAGCGCCAUUUUGAGCAAUCUGAUUAAAGAAGUGAAGAAAUCUGUGGACACUGUCACAAAACAAAUAGCCACUCCGACCACACUUUGGAAAUUCUCAGACAGCUUGGGGGAGUGUCUGCUCAAUCACAUCAUCAUUAAUAAGGAUUUCAUUGACAUAGUUGGGUCUUUGUUGUUCAAAGACACAAACAGUGUCAAGCAAUUUUCGGAAGAACUCAAGAGUUCGUUGGACUCUGCUGAAGGGGAAAUGUUACGAGGAUUCAGUGUCGCCAGUGACGCCGAGUGUGCGGCGUGGUUGAGUCGUCUCACUGUGCAGCCGCACAUCGAGCUCUACAAGAGCCUGGCUGGCUGUGAGAAGCAGUGUCCUUUCUGUGGGGUGCCUUGUGACCAGGGAGGCGGUGGACAUAGGGAGCACUGUUCGGUGCUGCAUUAUCCUUUGGGCCUUAAUGGAGUUCGGUUCAUAACAACUCAGAAGUUGUCUGUUGAAGUUUGCACAACAGCUGUUGCCAGCAAUAGGACAUACCGCUGUGCACGAUCAAAUGCGAGAUGUAUCCCCUACAAGGAAUACCGCACUAUCAAUGAUUACUUUGCCUCGUGGCUCAUUCAGUCGGACACCAGCCUGGAGGCCACGACUUUCUGGAAGAUCGUGUUCUGCAAAUACAAUGGGAAAUUUGCUGAAAGACAUAAGGCUUUGUCGGCAGAUAUUCCCGAUGCUUGGAAAGAGAUCAAAACAAAUAAAAAGAAGAUUAUGAAAGACUUAAAAAAAACAUUCUCACUAGCAUUGUGAAAGCAGUUGUUUUUGGAAAUACCGUAGACUCUGAUUAUCCACGCUCAUGACAAAGAGGACGGUUACAGAUCAUUAAAAAUUGCGGAUAAUCCAAAAAUAUUAACAUUUCCCAUGGAUAUGUUUGCCAAAAACCACGAAUAUACGAUUAAUCGAUGCGUGUUCUCAGUGAUAACACUUUCCUACUCCUGUGCAGAAGACUCGGCCCACGAAGCGAAUAUCAGAAACACGCCAAUCAUAAUCAAACUCUGCUCACUGUUGUCAAGAUACGGCAACUACUGUACUGUAGAGGGGUGAUCACGUGAAUAUCGGAUAAACCGGAACACAUAAUUGUUCAGUUUAAGCAUGUUACUUGUAAUAAAUAUUUCCAAGAAUAACAAUGUUGAACUGUUUUUAGAUGAUUAAUUUGGGCUUAAGGGAAAAUCCAUGAGUAAUUAAUUUAUGUCAAUCUCAGGUCCGAGGUUAAUCCACAAAUCAGAUCCCUGCAGUGACGACAACUUCAAAUCUAGAUUAAGACUGACAGAGAUAAGAUGUUUGCACUCGAAAUGUAUUGCUACAGAGAGUGACCAGCGUAGAAGUAAGACAAAGGUUGCAUACAGAAGAAGACCUGACGAUGCAGGCAGUGAUGAGAAGGAAACUGGAAUUAUUUGGACAGAUAUGUAGGAUGGAUAACAACAGGAAAAUGCAAAGUGUGUUGUUCGGAAAAAUGGAAGGAACCGGAAAGAUAGGGAGACCUAACAGAGAAUGGUUUCACAACACAAGAGGUGAUUGGUGCCAUAAAGAUGUGGCCACUACUUGAGAAUAUUUGCACAAGACGGAGGAAAGUGGAGACAAAUUACGAAAUGUGCAGUGGACAUCUCCGGGCUAUCUGCCCAUGGACUCUGAUGAUGAUGAUAAUGGUGAAGUCCAAAGACAGCUGGAUGGCAUUUUCUUCGACAGCUUCUACAUCACAUAGUAAUAGGUUUUUACCCUUUCAACUGGUACAAAAACUGACACCUUUAUACAAGGCAUCAUGUUUGCAAUAACCACAACACAAGCAGUCAAAAUGCAAACAUAAAGAAACAACUCUGAUGAUGAUAAUGAUAUGCACUGUCCUUGAAGUUGAUUGGUCCACACCCGAGACAGCUUUUCUUAGAGCCUAGUCUCCAUUGGUGUUGGACCAGAUGACGCCAAAAGGCGUACAACUCAAAGACAGCGCACUAUCAGAGUAUUGAGAGCUCGGGGUAAGCAUUUACACUAUGAGAUCUCUUUUACCAGUGGCAAAAUAUAGUAGUAGGUUUUUGUACCAGUUGAAAGGGUAAAAACCUAUUACUAUAUUUUGCCACUGGUAAAGGAGGUCUCAUAGAGCUUCUACAUCAGUGAAUGCCAGUUAAUAUUCGUGGUGGUGGUGAUGAUGGUGGUGUUGAUCAGCAUCAGAAUAUUUAAUUUAUUAUAUUAAUACUGGAGAAAUCCGAUGAGCUAUAAAGCUCUUUUUCACAGUCAUCACUUAUCUCAAGGUGAAGAUAAUUAGCCUCUGGCAGUGUUCGAAAAUAGUGGCACGAUAUUAAAUAAUUAGAAUAUAUAAUUUUCUUAGGCAGUGGUUCUUGGUCUUUACUGCAGCCUUGCACCCCUUUGGUUCUCAAUCGUAAACAAAUGUACGACGUUAAUAAACACAUAGAGGGUUUAAUGAAACAAAGUUGUUAUACUUGUGUGCCCGUGCUUUAUUUGUGUUUCGAUUAUUUACCGUCUAAAAAAAUCAGGUUAAGAACCACUGAUCUAAGGUAUGGGAUGGCUAUUUAUAUUGUACUCGCUUUACUACCCGGCUUCGCCCGGGACUUGGAUUCUUGUCUUGAAUUAAUGCACGGCCUACGCGAAGGGUGGGGGGGGGGUAUGCGUGACGUCAGCAGGCACACUGCGUGACGCUGCCGCAUGCGGGUGACAUCACAGAUGUGACGUCACAGAUGUGACCUCACAGAUGUGACGUCACAGAUGUGAUCUCACAGAUGUGACCUCACAGAUGUGACCUCACAGAUGUGAUGUCACAGAUGUGACGUCACAGAUGUGACGUCACAGAUGUGACCUCACAGAUGUGACCUCACAGAUGUGACGUCACAGAUGUGACGUCACAGAUGUGACGUCACAGAUGUGACGUCACAGAUGUGACAUCACAGAUGUGACGUCACAGAUGUGACAUCACAGAUGUGACCUCAUAGAUGUGACGUCACAGAUGUGACCUCACAGAUGUGACCUCACAGAUGUGACCUCACAGAUGUGACGUCACAGAUGUGACGUCACAGAUGGGACAUCACAGAUGUGACAUCACAGAUGUGACGUCACAGAUGUGACGUCACAGAUGUGACGUCACCGCUCACUUUCCGUGCAAAAUAUAUCCAUUAUUGCGCCCCGCCCCCUCCCCCCCUAAAAUACAAAAAUCGAUUUUUAUACUUUUUGCAUUGUGUACAGUCUGGAAACUACCCACAUGCAAAAUUUCUAGUUUUUUGCAUGUCGGUAAAUAUGCUAAAUAUUUCGAUCAGACACACAUAUUCACAAAUUUCUCUUUUAUAUAAAUAGAGAAACAAAGAGGAGGGAAAUACUGUUUCUCAAACACACAACAAUUGUACAGUAAUUAGAUUUUAUUAUGUUUGGACUCUGAGCAAAUGAAUCGAUGUAAAUAAAUACUCGUUCAUUGUUUUCUGACAGUUUAUGUUCUAGAGUGUAUUGCUAUUAAACUCCGUGAGAAGUAAACUUGAUUUAUUUAAUCCAUAUUUUCGGUUAAACUAUGCUACAUUCCAGGAUACUGUCUGGAACCUUAAGUAUUGUGCACGCUGUAAUGCUGUGUUAAGGGUCAGGUAAUUUUGAUCUGUAUAUUAUGAUUGCGAUCAAGCGGUGUUGCUUGUAUUCCAUGUGUGCCUAAUAAAGCCAGAAUUGUACCACGUAUUCUUCAAACCGCUGCUGAAUGCCUGCUGCUUUCAGGAUUUCAAACAAUCUCCCAAGUGUAACAGUGGGCUUACAUUUAGAAGAACACGUUCCUGAGAAAGUCAUGCAUCUAACGUCAAUCUCAAAUUUAAAGUUUCUAUUUAUUUAACAUGCAGAAUACAUUUCUAAUUAUAUGAACAAAGAAAAUUAUUAAAACAAAUCACCGCUUGCCAUGUGUUAGUGUAACAAAAAAAAUCAUACAAGGGUGCGGCCAUAUCUUUUUAAGAGUACAAUAGGCUCUCGAUUAUCCACGUGCAGUUUAUACGAUUUGAGGAUUAACAGCGCACCUGAGAUUUUGACAUAAAUUACUAACUCGUGGAGUUUUCGCUAAGCCCAAAUUAAUAAUCUAAAAACAGUGAUGUAUUGAUAUUCUUGGAAAUGUUUAUUACAAGUCACGAUCUUAAACUGAUCAAAUAUGUGCUCCUAUUAAUCCGAAAUCCCCGUGAUCGCCUCUACAAUACAGUAGUUGCCAUAUCUUUACAACAAUGGGCGGAGUUUGAUUGAUUUUGAUUGGCAUGGCUCUGAUAUAUACUACGUGGGCGGAGUCUUCUGCGCGGGAGCAGAAAAGUGUUAUCACUCAGCACACGCAUCGAUCCGUCAAUCGUUAAUAUUUGGCAUAGAAAUCCACGGAAAUUUUUAUAUUUUUGGAUUAUCCACAAUGCUGAAUUAUCUGUGGCCAUCCUCUCCGUCAUUAGCGCGGGUAAUCGAGAGUCUACUGUAUUAGAGAAACUGUAUUCGAGAAUGAACAUUCGUUUUCAUUGCAUUGGAAGUUUUGAAGCAGCACAAAUGAGAAAAAUCCAUAUUCGUCUAGAGCAUGCUCCAUAGAGGAUACAUGUGACAUUUCGGGAAUUGCUCUUCUCUUUGUACAAUUGGCUAACUCUGUCACUGAACAUCAAGUUAAACCAUCACACACCGAACUGAAUGAUUUUUUUACGAGAAGCAUUGCUGCACGCAGGUUACUACUCCUCAUACACACAAGCACACACACACAGGCACUGCCAACAUCAUCAAUGUGGCCACACUGCAAACAUUAUAAGAGGCAUCCGCUGGGAGCACGGAAUGGGCUGAGCAUCGCGUCAUUUAUGGACUCCAGCAAGGGUACAACAACGCACUGACUAAUGGGCAGGAUCUGGUGAAGAUCAAGGCCCUGGGGACUGCUCAGCUGAAACACACAAACAUCACUGGGAAUUGGGGUGGCUCACACCAUUGCGGGAGUUUGAGCCCUGAUUAGAUAUGGCAUUUCAGCCGUGGUGCUCACUCCACGAGGCACAAUGUGAUAUAGCAUGAGGGAAAUGCAAGCAAACAACGACACCAAUGGUUCAAUAUUGAUUUGAAGCUUUCGUGACUGCAGGAAUCCAUACUCUCCACCUAAUGAAGUUCGCUUGUGUUGCGAUCGAAACGUCGUGAUUUGUUUUAUUUUAUUUCUAACUACGUGACUUUACGUAGUUAGAAAAGAACCAAAGAGUAUGAAUACAAAUAAAUGGUUAUUGUGAUGCAACGCUAUUGCCUCUAAAAAUGCCUAAAUUGGAGAAACUCCAAAAGGCCCAAAUCCAAACCUCCUCUCGAGAGGUCCACGAGCCCAGACAACCAAAACAGCCAGCAAUGAAAUGAGAUCGAGUCCAGCCACAGGUUGGUUUUCUAUAGAUUAAUUCUCAACCUCACAAUAGAAACCGCAGUACAAUUUACACAAAGUCGCAGUCGUUUUUGCAGGCCAAAAUAAACUGAUUCCAGGACUAGGUUGAAAUUAUUCGUCAGUCUCAGAUGUAACGAUUCGAUAAACUACAGAUCAAUUUUGAUUUAAAGCUUUCGUGACUGCAGGGAUUCAUAUUCUUGGUUCUUUCGAUAAAGUUACGUAGAAGGGAAACAAUAAAAUAAUAAAAAAAAUAUAAAACAAUUAAAUUAUCACGACGUUUCGAUUGCAACACAAGCAAUCAUCAUGAGGUGUGAAAACCACAGCAAGGAAAUUUUAUUGUUUCCCUUCUACGUGACUUUACCAAAAGAACCAAGAAUAUAAACUACAGAUAGAUAAAAUGCAAAUUGACGGAUCUCAACCAAAGACACUUCCCAAGUUUAGAGCUAUGAAUACAGUA